AUGAGAAACCACACAGUGAUAACAACAUUCAUUAUUCUGGGACUGACUGAAGAUCCUCAGCUUCAGGUUUUGCUUUUUAUUUUUCUACUUACCACCUAUACGUUGAGUGUAACUGGAAAUCUGAUGAUCAUUUUCCUCACCAUGGUGGAUCUUCACCUUAAAACUCCCAUGUAUUUUUUCCUCCAAAAUUUCUCUUUCUUAGAAAUCUCAUUUACGACUGCAUCUAUUCCAAGAUUCCUAUAUAGUAUAUCAACUGGGGACAGAACGAUUUCCUAUAAUGCAUGUGCUGUUCAAUUAUUUUUUACAUAUCUUUUUGGGGUAACUGAAUUCUUUCUUCUGGCAGCUAUGUCAUAUGACCGUUAUGUGGCCAUAUGCAAACCCUUGCACUACAUGACGAUUAUGAGCAACAGGGUAUGCAAAACAAUGAUUAUCUGUUGUUGGGUUGCUACAUUUGUGAUUAUCCUCCCACCAGUAAGUUUAGUUUUUACUCUGGAAUUCUGCAACUCUAAUGUCAUUGACCAUUUUGGCUGUGAUGUAACUCCUAUCCUGAAAAUAUCCUGCUCAGAUACGUGGCUAAUUGAACAAAUGGUUAUAGCCUGUGCUGUGUUAAUCUUCAUCAUCACUUUUGUAUGUGUGGUUCUCUCCUAUAUACAUAUCAUCAGGACAAUUCUAAAAUUCUCUUCUCAGCAAAGGAUAAAAGCCUUUUCCACCUGCUCCUCACACCUGAUUGUUGUUUCCAUCACCUACAGCAGCUGCAUCUUCAUCUAUAUCAAACCAUCAGCAAAAGACGAGGUAAAAAUUAAUAAAGGUGUGUCCGUGCUUGUUUCUUCCAUAUCGCCCAUGUUGAAUCCUUUCAUAUAUACUCUGAGAAACAAGCAAGUUAAACAAGCCUUUAAUGACUCACUCAAAAAAAUUACAUUUUUCUUAAAGAAGUAA
Molecule: messenger RNA, 936 nt
Organism: Tupaia belangeri chinensis (Chinese tree shrew)
Lineage: Eukaryota; Metazoa; Chordata; Mammalia; Scandentia; Tupaiidae
Product: olfactory receptor 6C68-like
Exons: 1
Coding region: 1-936 (311 amino acids)
Biological process (GO): G protein-coupled receptor signaling pathway
Cellular component (GO): membrane
Molecular function (GO): olfactory receptor activity; G protein-coupled receptor activity
Source: RefSeq, a predicted model, not a curated record